This is a messenger RNA of Adineta steineri, 335 nucleotides long. The record is from the annotation of a GenBank genome assembly. NCBI's taxonomy places the organism in Eukaryota, Metazoa, Rotifera, Eurotatoria, Adinetida, Adinetidae.
AUGGAACUUAUCGCUGGUCAUGUCUUAUUCAGACAUGGUGAUCGAACACCGAUUCAAUCAUACCCAACUGAUCCUAUGAAAGAAAAAGAUUGGCCAAAUGGGUAUGGUCAAUUAACAAUUGCUGGUAUUGAACAACAUCAUCGCCUUGGCCAAUAUCUUCGUACUCGUUAUGGAUCAAUUUUAAGUUCGAAUUAUACUGCUAGUGAAAUUGUUGUUCGUUCAACCGAUUAUGAUCGAACAUUAAUGUCAGCUCAAUCCAAUCUUAUUGGUCUUUAUGGGCUAAAGAAUGUAUCGGAUGAUACAAUUCCAAUUCAACCUGUUCCCAUACAUACUGU